Messenger RNA from Hippopotamus amphibius kiboko, 4467 nucleotides. It is a transcript of the gene ATG13, whose product is annotated as autophagy related 13. The transcript is spliced from 19 exons. NCBI's taxonomy places the organism in Eukaryota, Metazoa, Chordata, Mammalia, Artiodactyla, Hippopotamidae. Gene Ontology annotation, cellular component: extrinsic component of membrane; phagophore assembly site; Atg1/ULK1 kinase complex. The record is from RefSeq and is a predicted model, not a curated record. The coding region runs from base 631 to 2286 and encodes 551 amino acids. Gene Ontology annotation, biological process: mitophagy; protein localization to phagophore assembly site; autophagosome assembly.
UUUUCUGAGGCGCCUGAGGAGACCGGCGAGUCAGACUUCUAUGGUGAGGAAACCCGCUUUUCUGGGACCGUCAAAGAGGAAAGAGACUAAGUAGGGCAUCCAUGUUGUAGCGAAAGUGCGGCUGAGGGUGGAUAGCUGUAUUUCCCCCACAGCCCUCUUCCUCGCCGCGUCGUCCCCGGAGCGGAUGAAAACAAACACGAACGAUGGCGGCGCCGGGCAGCGGCCGGCCGCUGGCCUUACGGCGGGAGUGAUCGCUUGCGCUGUGACGGGAGCCUUGAAGAGCGCCUGUAGACGUGAGUGCGACAGGUCGCGCAGUCUUGGGAACGAAACUCCCGGGGCCUGCGAGCCGCGAGGCUCCUGAGGCGUGAGGUGUUUUCUGCCCCCCGUGCUGUCAUUGCCGCUGCGGAGCGCGGAGCCCUCAGCCGGGAGGCGCCGCCGGCCGGCCCCAGGCCCCGGCCUCCGUAAUGAGAGCCCCGAGCCGCUCUCUGUGUCGCAGCUUCACAGGUGAGGGUGACUGUUGACGGGUGAAAAAAGAGACCCAAGGUUCACGGCUAUCUUACUGGCAGUGGAACGACCUGUGGAAACCUGCGAUCCAUUCUCAUUAAAUAAAUCUCUGGAUUCCUAUAGGCAAUGGAAACUGAUCUCAAUUCUCAGGACAGAAAGGACCUGGACAAGUUCAUUAAGUUUUUUGCCCUCAAGACUGUCCAAGUGAUUGUCCAGGCUCGACUGGGCGAGAAGAUUUGUACUCGUUCGUCUUCUUCCCCAACGGGUUCAGACUGGUUCAAUUUAGCGAUCAAAGACAUCCCGGAGGUGACACAUGAAGCAAAGAAGGCGCUGGCAGGGCAGCUGCCCGCCGUCGGGAGGUCUAUGUGUGUGGAGAUCUCACUCAAGACUUCUGAGGGAGAUUCCAUGGAGCUAGAAAUCUGGUGUCUGGAAAUGAAUGAAAAGUGUGAUAAAGAAAUCAAAGUUUCCUAUGCCGUGUACAACAGACUGUCGUUGCUACUGAAGUCUCUCCUUGCUAUAACUAGGGUGACGCCCGCUUACAGACUCUCCAGAAAACAAGGGCAUGAAUAUGUCAUAUUGUACAGAAUAUAUUUUGGGGAAGUUCAGCUGAAUGGCUUAGGAGAAGGUUUCCAGACAGUUCGUGUUGGGACAGUGGGUACCCCUGUGGGCACCAUCACUCUUUCUUGUGCUUACAGAAUUAACUUGGCAUUCAUGUCCACCAGGCACUUUGAGAGGACCCCACCUAUCAUGGGAAUUAUCAUUGACCACUUUGUGGACCGUCCCUAUCCCAGCUCCUCGCCCAUGCACCCCUGCAGUUACAGAACCACCGGUGAGGACGCUGGAGUAACGUAUCCUUCUGUGGAAGAUUCUCAAGAAGUGUGCACCACCUCUUUUUCCACCUCGCCUCCAUCCCAGUGUGUGUUUACUGUCACAAAGGCACAUUUUCAGACCCCUACUCCUGUGGUGACGGACACUCUGAGGGUCCCCAUGGCAGGACUGGCCUUUUCCCAUCAACUCUCAAGCUCUCGCCUUUCCUAUCAGCCUGCUGCCCUGGGCGUUGGAUCAGCUGACCUGGCUUAUCCAGUAGUGUUUGCUGCUGGCUUAAACGCCACCCACCCUCACCAGCUGAUGGUUCCUGGGAAGGAAGGUGGGGUACCCCUUGCUCCCAGCCAGCCUGCCCAUGGUGCCCAGGCUGACCAGGAGAGACUGGCAACCUGCACCCCUUCUGAUGGGGCCCACGGUGCUGCUGCCACGCCUUCCAGCAGCGAGGACACUGAAACUGUGUCAAACAGCAGUGAGGGUCGGGCCUCCCCUCGUGAUGCCUUGGAGACCAUCUUCGUCCGGAAAGUGGGGGCUUUUGUCAACAAACCCAUCAACCAGGUGACCCUAACCAGCCUGGACAUACCCUUUGCCAUGUUUGCUCCCAGGAGCGUGGAGCUGGAGGACGCGGACCCCAUGGUGAACCCCCCAGACUCCCCGGAGGCCGCCUCUCCUCUCCAGGGCAGCGUGCACUCCAGCGGCUCCAGCGGGGGCAGCAGCGGCCACACCCAGGACGACUUUGUCGUGGUCGAUUUCAAACCGGCUUUUUCUAAAGAUGACAUUCUUCCGAUGGACUUGGGGACCUUCUAUCGUGAAUUUCAGAACCCUCCUCAGCUGAGCAGCCUCUCCAUUGACAUCGGGGCGCAGUCCAUGGCUGAGGACUUGGACUCACUACCAGAGAAGCUGGCUGUGCACGAGAAGAAUGUCCGAGAAUUUGACGCCUUUGUAGAAACCCUGCAGUAGAAGUUGGUGUCCUCAAGUACCAGCAGCACCGCCUUUCUGUGGUCCCGGGAGACGGAGAGCCUCCCACUCGUCAGCUGCUCCCAUCCCUCGUCCUGCUGCACGUCAGGUGGAGGGGAGGCUGGUUCGCUCACGGGGCCCGGAAAUCCCUGCUCGUACCCCUCCUGGAGACUCACGGCAGCAGGGAAGGCCAGUGAUGACACUGGAGAGGACUCACCCUCUGAGCUCCCUCCGCAGGGCCCUCCGCUUGUCCUGCCCUCAGCAGCUGCUUCACAAAGGCUGUCGUCCUGCUCCUCCUGCUGGCCCCCUGCCCCAGGUUUGCCCGGCAGCUGGCCCCGCGCCUGCCUGCCGUUGCCGUCAACCAUUCGACAUUCCAGCUGGUAGCCCAGAGCCGGGUGUGGAGGCGUGCGGAGGAAGGAGACAGUGCUGGGAGGAGGAAGGAAGGAAGCUCUCCUUCAGGGUCUUUUUCUCCCUUAGUUCUAGCAUCUUCUUCCUCCCUCCGCCCUGUACACGGCAGGCUUCCCGCCCAAGGUGAUGAGAACUCUGGUCAGCCAUCCCCACCCCGAAGGCCGUGCCAGCCCGCCCACCCGAGCAGCCCUGGCGGCUGCCUGUGCUCAGCUACGUGGAGGCAGAAUCCUGUGUCUCUAGGAUUCUGUCAUUGGAGUCACAGCAAAGCUUCUCUUUCCUCUCCUUCCUUCCCGUUACUGUUCCUUGGUUAUAGAACACAGUAAAUAUUUAUUACUUUCAGAGAAAUCAGAUAUUUUAUAGAGAAAACGUGCUUGAGGUUAGAUGUUUUCACUUGGGGAAGGUUGGAGGGCCUCUUUCUGGGACAGCGCCUCCUUCUGUAGAGGUUCCUCAGAUGCGGGGUUGCUGCUCUGAGGAUUUCCCUUCCCAUGUAUGUAAGGUGGGAUCCAAGAAUAGGGCUGGCUGAGGGCAACAGAACCUCCCAGAAUUGCUGCAGUUGGACUGACUUCAGGCCCUGCCUUGGACACGUACAUAUUCCCGGUGAGGACCUUGGACCUCCCGGCUCCUCCAGAGAGACGGACUGUUCUGGCCGCCCAGGACGUCUUGGGUGCGAAACGUGAGGGCUCCCCAGAGCUGUGCCAUGUGUAGGGCCCAAGGGGCACUGCCGGUGUCCUGCUGUGGCACGAGGGCAGGCCAGACAGGCCCUUCCUCCCGGGGCGCUUGUUCCUGUUUCUCAGGGCUGGGUGAUAGGCCUUCUCCUCCUUCCACCUGGGCCUGGCCACCACCGUUCUCUAACCACAGAGUCUGCACACUGCCCUGAGGUUUAUCAGUUGCAUUGGUUCCUUGUUGAGAAGCCAAAGCUGGGCAUUUGGUUGACUUAACCCUUCAGGGAUUGUUACUUGAGUAAGUCAAGGGCGCAGCCUCACCCGUGGACCAUCUGCUCCUCGCCGCCUAGCUGGCAGCCCCUGCCGAGCAGGAGGAGCCCCGCCCUGCGCCGCCUGGCCCACCGGGGUGUUCAUCGGUAGCCGCUGUUCUGCAGCAGAGCAGGGCCCUUCCGUCGCUUGUUAGUAAGUGCACAUGACACCGUUCCCACCUCCGAGGGCUGGAGUCAGCUCUGCCGCCGCCGCAGUGGGGCGGAGCCCUGCCCCUGUGCACACAUUCCGCGGCCACAGAGACGUGUUCCCAGCGGUGGCGUGCGGCUGGCCCUCCUGUUCUUGGGCCGGAGCACAGCUGUGGCCUUCUGAGCAAAUCCAGGUUCCCCCGGCCCCGCGCCGGGCAGGGUGAAGGCCCUGGUGAGUCACGGAUUGCCCCGCACACCCACCUCACCCCGGUAUCUCAGCCCCUGCCCUUCCUCCAAGGCCGCGCAUGGAGAGGGGCCUGUUAGCCUUGUCCCUCUUUGGCUCCUAGUUGUUGGCCUCUGCAGGUCCUGAAGCAGCCUUUCUUCAGGACCCCGCCAGGGAGAGGCCAGGGAGGCUGAGCCCUGACGUUGCGCUGACCCUGGGAGACGCAGAGCAGCUGUCCGGGCCGGCCCUUGUCCCCCAGCCCUGCACACUGGGGGGUGUGAGCCCUAGACUGCCUCCCGCAGCGCCCUGGGGCUGGGCUGGGACCCUCACGCCGCCUCUCCGGGUGGGAGAGCCCCUCCCCCUCCUCCGGCCUGCUGUAUUUGAAAUCUGGAGCUACACUUUAAAAUGUAUUCAGGAGAUUUCCAAUAAACUUUUU